This is a messenger RNA of Trachymyrmex cornetzi, 879 nucleotides long. RefSeq lists its product as uncharacterized. The record is from RefSeq and is a predicted model, not a curated record. NCBI's taxonomy places the organism in Eukaryota, Metazoa, Arthropoda, Insecta, Hymenoptera, Formicidae. The transcript has 6 exons. Bases 209 to 727 code for a protein of 172 amino acids.
UGAUUAUAGCUGCGAGGAAGUGAUUACAACAACGUGGCGAUAUGUGAUUCUUGAAUGAUGAAAAGUUGUUUCAGCUAUCACUUGAUGAACCGCGGCCGAGGGGAAAAAUGAAAAGUAUGAGUGCAUGGAGAGAAAGAGGUUUGUUGUAUUCAUAUAUCGCAGACUGCGGACGUAGCGAUCCGAUCAACCUUCCAGUUAGUGCUGCAGCAUGAAGACGGGGCUGAUGUUGCAAUUGGCGCUACCCGUGGUGCUUUUGGCCGGAUCCUCGGAAGAAUUUUUUUUUCAAUACCCUAAGAAGGCACUGACGGAAUUCUUUGAAUCUCUGAAGGCAAAAAAGACGCUGCCUAAGAUGGGCCAUGUACAACACUACCACGUACAUUAUUAUCCGAUGCCUUUCCCUCUAUUAGCAUGGACGAGAGCACCAGAUAAAUACUAUCUCAACGAACUCUACGACGACGCUGUCACAUCACUCGGCUGGUCAGGUUAUCAUUACGGAUAUGCGCCAGAUCCGUCGCUAAUCAUGUCGUCGGGUCUCCAACAUCUAUCCGAGCCGGAUCUAUGGGAUGAUCUUUGGGACGAGAAGAGUCUAGACACCGACGACUCGCUCGACACGAUCGAUCGUAACUCCAAGGGAGUACUGGUGCAGGUUCCCGUCAAUCGACCACUCGUGUUUCAUCUGCCAUUGAAGAAGUCACGGCAGAGACGGAUAGAGAUGGUGACGACUUAAGGCCUCGCCGUGAAACAUCUGUUUCUCUUUCUCGAAACCAACAAUUGUGAUUAAAAUUGGUCAUCGAACAUCACAUCAAAUCUUCAAUCGUUUAGUUCUAGAUUAGCUAAUUUAGAGUAGCUAAUUAAAAACUUAACUUCUAAGUGUUUAGU